AUGACUCGUGCUGAACGCCGUCCCGUCUUCUUCAAUCCCGCUGCCAAAUCAUGGACGGCACCGGUGACGGAUUCCCCAGAUCUGGCCUAUCAAUUCCACCAGCAGCUGCCGCAAUAUAAGCCAACCAAGCUAAUUUCUCUUGAGGACCUGGCCAAGGAACUCGGCGUCCGUGCCAUCCACCUCAAGGACGAGACUUGCAGACUUGGACUCCCUUCCUUCAAGAUCCUGGGAGCUUCAUGGGGCACAUUUCGAGCCAUCGCCCAGAAACUCAACCUUCCUCUAGACUCCCCCCUGGACUCCGUGAAACAAGCUCUGUCAACCACCAGCGUCUCCUUAUACGCAGCCACCGAUGGAAACCAUGGACGGGCUGUGGCUCGCAUGGCGUCCAUCCUGGGUGUCCCGGCCCAGAUCCACGUACCCGGGUGCAUGCACAAGGCUACCAUUGAGCUGAUCAAGUCAGAAGGCGCUCGCGUUGUCGUUUCGGAUAGCUUCUACGAUAAAGCUGUUGUUGAUGCACGCGAGGCAGCUGCGCAAGAUGGCACCGCCAUCGUUAUUCAGGACUAUGCCUCGGGGGACUAUGUUCAGAUUCCGCAGUGGAUUGUUGACGGCUACCGCACCAUGAUGCUGGAAAUUGAUAGCCAGCUGGGAGCUACUACCCCUGACCUCGUCGUGGUCCCGGUGGGAGUUGGUUCUUUUGCCCAGGCCGUUGUCAUGCACUAUAAACAGGGGAAACAGACCGCAGUUUUGGCAGUCGAGCCAGAUACAUCAGCUAGCCUCUGGAAGAGUCUCACGCACGGAGACUCCUUAACGAUAUCGGAAAAAGCGCCUAGUAUCAUGUCCGGUCUGGAUUGCGGGACUCCUUCAUCGAUUUCCUGGUCAGUUCUUCGGCACGGAGUCGAUGCCAGCCUCUCUAUUUCGGACUUUGAAGCUCAUCAAGCCUGCGGAUAUUUGGCUUCUCAAAACAUACCCGUUGGGCCUUGUGGUGCUGCCCCUGUUGCCGCUUUGAGGAGACUGGAGACCUCUGACAGAGAGAAACUGGGCCUCACCAAGGACUCGGUUAUCGUUAUCCUUUGCACAGAAGGUGUGAGAGAUUAUGCUAUCCCGCAUAACGUGGCAAGCAAUGACCCUAUAGAGUUGACGCAAACCUUGGUCAGGAUUAACUCGGCCAGCCCCUCCUUAGGAUCUAUCCCUGGCCCUGGAGAGACAGCAAUCGCCCGCUACAUUACCGCCUGGAUGGAGCAUCGGGACAUUGAGACCCACUGGAUCGAGCCAACACCGGGGCGACCUUCUGUGGUGGGCGUCGUUCGAGGAUCUGGCGGCGGUAAGAGUCUGAUGCUCAACGGCCACACUGACACCGUAACCAUCACGGAGUAUGAAGGCGAUCCCCUCAGCGGCGAGAUCCGAGAUGGCAAGCUCUAUGGCCGUGGAGCUGCCGAUAUGAAGUGUGGUGUUGCGGCCGCAAUGGUCUCACUCGCCAAUGCGAAGAAUCAAGGCUUAAAGGGAGACGUCAUCUUUGCGGGAGUAGCAGACGAGGAGUUUGCUAGUAUCGGCACGCAGCAGGUGUUGGAGGCAGGCUGGACCGCUGAUGCUGCUCUCGUCAAUGAGCCGACCGGCUUGGAAAUCUUGUACGCGCACAAAGGUUUCGUCUGGUUUGAAAUCGACAUCCAUGGCCUUGCCUCUCAUGGAUCGAGAUAUGACCUUGGCAUCGACGCCAUCUGUAAAGCAGGAUACUUCCUCGUUGAGCUGGAUAAGCAUGCAGCUCAUCUUACGCAGCAGGCCGGCGAUCCCAUUCUCGGACCGGGAAGUAUACAUGCCUCCAUCAUCAAGGGCGGGGAGGAGAUCUCAUCCUACCCCUCCUUUACGCAAGUUCAGCUCGAACGGCGAAUUAUCCCCGGCGAAACGAAAGAGUCUGUUGAAAAGCAACUGCGAGAAAUUCUCGACGGCCUGGUUGAAAGAAUUCCCAACUUCAAAUACGACAUUCGGGCAACCUUUGAACGCUCACCGUUCAAAGCCUCUCUCGACCAUCCAUUCACCAAACUCGUUUGCAAACAUGUCACAAACACCCUGGGCGAAGAGGCAGUGGUCAUUGGAACUCCACACUGGACUGAUUGUGCGUUGUUGGCUGAUCACGGUAUUCCCGUGCUGCUUUGGGGGCCCAAGGGCGUUGGACUACACGGAAAGUUGGAAUAUGUUGAAGUUGACUCGAUAAAACAGGUUGCAGAUACACUGACGGCAAUUGCGGCAGAGUUCUGCAGCUAA
Molecule: messenger RNA, 2259 nt
Organism: Trichoderma atroviride IMI 206040
Lineage: Eukaryota; Fungi; Ascomycota; Sordariomycetes; Hypocreales; Hypocreaceae
Molecular function (GO): hydrolase activity
Source: RefSeq, a predicted model, not a curated record